Molecule: messenger RNA, 808 nt
Organism: Drosophila kikkawai
Lineage: Eukaryota; Metazoa; Arthropoda; Insecta; Diptera; Drosophilidae
Gene: Mpv17
Product: Mitochondrial inner membrane protein MPV17
Biological process (GO): cellular response to reactive oxygen species
Cellular component (GO): cytoplasm; mitochondrion; membrane
Source: RefSeq, a predicted model, not a curated record
UGUCAAACAGUAAUUAUUUGUCCUUUUUGGCAGCAGUGUUGCUUUCAACACUUUUUUUUUGUUUUUUAGAUUUUCUAGGAAAUCCUAAAUAUUUGAUGGCACUUGGCAACCCUUUGCCCAAAGUCUAAGCCUUGCCAAAAAUACACGUGAAAAUGCUAAUUUGCGGCGAGAAAACGAAAAGUUUGAGAUUAAAUAACAAUUAAGUUGAGUGCUGGAGAAAAAGAAAAAGAGGAUCAUACACAAACGAUGGCACUGAGGGCGUAUCUAAGGGAGGGCCUGAACGUGGCGGCCAUAAUGGGAUUGGGCGACACAGGGGCCCAGCUGUUCAUCGAAAACAAGGACCUCGAUGACUGGGACGCCGGCCGAACGCUGAGAUUUAGCGCCUUGGGCUUUGUGUUCGUCGCACCGGUGGUACGUCGUUGGUACCUUUUUCUGGAGAAAAAGGUGCCCAAGGAGCUGCCGGCGAUGCAGCGCGGCGUACGCAAGAUGCUGACAGAUCAGGUCCUAUUCGCGCCGCCUUUCACAUUGGCCAUGUCCUGUUUGGUGCCGCUGGUCAACGGGGAGUCCAUGGAUCAGGUCAAGAGUCGCAUUCGCGAUAGCUACUUCACCAUUCUCGGACGCAACUACAUGCUCUGGCCGAUGGCGCAGGUGAUUAACUUCUCCUUCGUGCCGCUCUCCUACCAGGUGUUGUAUGUCCAGGUCAUUGCGCUCAUUUGGAACAGCUACGUGUCCAUGAUGCUCAACAAGAAGCAGUCAGAAAAGAAGCCCUGACUUUAAAUAAAAUCGAAAUUAUAGCCUUACAUAUGAA